Molecule: messenger RNA, 2143 nt
Organism: Sclerotinia trifoliorum
Lineage: Eukaryota; Fungi; Ascomycota; Leotiomycetes; Helotiales; Sclerotiniaceae
Source: the annotation of a GenBank genome assembly
AAAGAAAGGGAAAGGUCUUGAGGAUAUAUAAAGGUUGGUACAUGGCAAUUUCAUAAAGAAAAUCCUCGGGAAAGAUUCCAUAAAAGCUACUGGGUAUUCUAUCGUACUGUACUCGGAUUGAGUCCAAUAACGAGUCGUGUCUCUUUCAAUAUUUCAAUACGGUCGGUACCCAUCUGAAUCUCUACGGUAUCAUCGAAUUCGGCAGAAAAUCAAAUCUUUAUACAAAAGAAGAGCAGAAGACACCAAGAUAUUUUCUUUCUUAAGAAGUGGAUUGCUUGAUUUCAUUUGGUUCUUUCAAUUCGUCAAGUCUUACCCAUAAAAUCCAUUAGCCUUGUAUAGUCGGGAUAAUCUAACCUCAAAUUCCACAAAUUCAAGCUACUUUAUACCGAAAAUAUAUUAACGUCAAAAAAUUGAUCAGAAAUUCAAAUUCAAAUUCAAAUUCAAAUUCAAAUUCAUAAAAGGAAAGGGAGGAAAGGAAAGGAAAGGGAAGGAAAGGAAAGGACAGGAAAGGAAAGGGAAAAUGGAUUCAACUUAUACACCUCAAUCCCCCCGAUCUAUCGGGUUUCUUAGCACCUGGUACAUAUAAAAAUCAGCAAACCUCAUCAUAUGCACCCAGAUCACCGGUAAUUCCUGAUUUUAGUACUCUUGCAUCCUCAAGAGCCUCGCCAUCAAUUCAACCACAAAAUCAAUAUAUAAAUUACCAACGAAAUCAAAGAAAUCAACAAAUAUUUACUCCCGGUGGAGAUGCAAUAAAUGAAUUUGAUCAAUACGAUUCAAGUCAACAUAUGCCACCAAUUCCAGCUUUACCUUCUACGCAUUUAUUACAUUCCUUCGGAAUCCAAGGAACAAAUUCAUCAAAUUCAUCAAAUCCAUCAAAUUCAUUUAUAACGGCCCCACAAUUUUACUACCCCUCUCACUCUCACUCUCACUCUCAGACCAUCAAAUCAGAAUUUGACUAUAAUAACAAUUCAUCUCCAGCUAUCGUCGCUAACUCACAAUUUCAUCAAUCUCAUCAAUCUCAUCAAUCUCAUCAAUCUCAUCAAUCUCAUCAAUCUCAAUCUCAAUCUCAAAACACUUCAACUACCAUAUUUUCCGAAAUCCCUUACAACAAUCGUAUCCCAUCACCUUUUGACCUUACAUCCAACAAUCCUACAUCUGUAUACCAGUCCAACAAUAAUAACUCAUCUCUCUCUCGCCAAAAUUAUACCCCAAACCCACUGGAUAUGUCAACGCGAGAACCACGGCAACCACGCGUUAAAUCUCAACCCAAUAUCCCAAAUACAUUCGACCCAUCCUCUCAAUACAAUACCAACAUGUCAACUUACCCGCUAGGUCCUCAACUACCUCUCGCAAGUGCUCCUCCUCCGCCUACGACGACGACCAAAAAUCCAAAUCCCGACAAUAUAGAGAUUCGCACAAAAUUCCCGUCGCCCGCAUAAAACGCAUCAUGCAAGCCGAUGAAGAAGUAGGAAAGGUAGCUCAAGUAACACCGGUUGCAGUGAGCAAGGCAUUGGAGCUUUUUAUGAUUAGUUUGGUGCAAGGAGCUGCGAGGGUGGCGAGGGAGAAAGGUGGAAAGAGGGUUACGGCGGGGUGUUUGAAGAGGGUUGUGGAGGGGAUGAACAGUUUGAUUUUGAGUGAGAUUGUAGGGAGGGUACAGGAGGUGAUCCCGUUGCGAAGGAGGAGAAGGAGGGUGCGGAGGGGAGUGGGAGAAGGCGUCUGCUGCUGCUGCGGCGCCGAGAAGGAAGGAGGGGAGGAGAGGGUGGAUGAGAAUAUGGGGUGGAACCGAAGAAGAAGGGUAGGGGUAAGGGAAAGGGUGGGAGGAAGAAGAAGGCUGAGGUUGAGAGUUGAUGGGUGGGUUUUUGGGGAGAUUAUACAUGGAUUUUGUUGAUGGGAGGAUAUUGAUAUUGAAGAAGUCGGUUUUGCUUUUAGCUGGAUGGGUGUAUGGAUGGAUGGGCAAAUAGGCGCAUGGCGUUAGAUGGAUGGAUGGAUGGAUGGAUGGAUGAUUAUGGAGUGGCAUAUACAUAGGGACCAUACAGACAUACAUGGAGGCGCUAUGCGGUGGUUUUUGAAUUCGAGUCUCGAGUUCGAGUUUCGAGUUUUGACCAGACGAUUUGAGUUAUUCUUCCACUCGAACGUUACAUUA